AUGUGGCCCCAGCUGCAGGACCUUCCCAGCACAAGCGAGAGCCAGCCACCUCUAUGCCGAUCAUACACCUCGACAGCCGCCAUAUACUGCGAAUUUGGGCACGAGGACCGCCUGGCAUUUUCCAGUGGCAGGAGGCAGCUGCGCUGGUGGCACAACUUCAACCAGAUGUUGGAGAUUGUUCUGGGUCGUUAUGGCGCUGUUUCGGCCGAGAGGAGCGAAGUGGGCGUCUGUGGGGUGCUGGGUGUGAGCAGCGCUGAUCAGGAGACAGACCCCUGGCGAGAGCUUAAGGCAAUGCAAUUACCAGGCGGGGGCACAAUGCCGGCGCGCAUAGGCGUGCAUAUGGGGGCAGCAGCUGAUGGGCUGGUGGGCUCUGCAAACACACUACAGUACAGAUUGGCGGGCCCGGCGCUGUCAGUGGCGCGCUCACUGGCGAGGGCAGCACCCUGGGACGGAGUUCUGGCCUCAGCUGAAGUGGUCACGAGGCAAUUGGAGCUGAAGUCACUGUGGCGACCUGCACAGCCGCUGACCCUGAGCAGGGGCGCCGUCCUAGACACGUAUCUGCUGCCAAUUCAGGCUGCGCCGGCCUACGCCCAGCACCCUUCCGCCCCCCAGGCCAGGACCUUUGGCCCCAGCGACUGGACGGCGUGCAAACAACCAUGUGCCGCGGCGGCCUGGCGCGUGCACGACGGCGGCGGCACCGCGCUGCACGGCGGUCUGCCACCCGGCUACCAGACGUGGGUCCUCUCCGCACGCGCGACCGCCGCCAGCUUCGCCGGCCGCGGUAGCUCGGCUGCACCCGAGCCGGCCGACGACCCGGGCGGCAACUCGCGCGCGACAGGCAGCCGCGCCGCGCAGCCGGCGGGCGCCGAAGAUGCGGGCCCGCAGCACUGGCCUGCCCAGAAGCCACCCAAAGCCGUGCCCGCGCCGGGCAGCGCCGCCGGCCGGCCAAAGCCGGCGGCGCCGGAGGCGGCAGCCGCCGCGGCGGAUGCUGCGUACCGGCUCCUGCAGGACGAUGCAGGCAGCGCAGAGGGGGAGCCGGACGCAGCCGAUGCAGCCUCUUUUGAGGAGGAGACAGCCAGCAGCGAUGGGUCUGACUCUGGUGCAGCGUCGGUGUCGGAGGACGGCUCUGGCUCUGGCGCGCUGUGGGAUUACUCAGACGCGGGGCCAACUGCAGUGAUCACAGGGGCGGAGGCACCCAUGGGCCUGGCGGCAUUCCCUUCGCCGAGGCCGCGGCGGUGGGUUUCUGUGGCGCCAAGUGCUUGGCAACCGACGGGACCGGGCGCAGGGCUCAGCUUGCACAGCCUCCCAAUUUUGGAUGACAGCCUUUUGCUGGGAGGCGUUGAGCAGCUGCCAGCGCUCAGCCACCGCGCCAGUUCGGCGCAGCCGCCACGCAGCUUCCCCGCGACUCCCGCGGCGUCCACGUCAGCUCCGGCGCAAUUGAGCAGCCGGCCCGCGGCGGCCGCUCCCGCGCAGGGCAAAAAAGUGGCUGCGGCGUCCUCGCAGCCCGAGCUGCGGCUACGUGGGGGGAGGGCGCAGAGCAAUGAGCUCCCAAAGGAAAUUUUCCUGCCACAGGCGUCAUGUUCGAGGCCGGCCGGCAGUUCGGCGUGGCGGUGGCGGCAGUGCGAAGAGGAGCCGGCCUCGUGUUGGCGCGGCGUUGCGGCAGCCGUCGCGGCGCGGUGCAGUGGCCGGGGCGGCCGUCUCGUCUCCCUGGACCUCCCGGACGGCACCGAGGUGCUGCAGGACGCAAGGCUGCAGUUUGCGGAUGCUGCUUUGGAACGGCGUUUCCAGGCCAUGUGGGCGCGGCACAAGCGCUCACACGAUCGCGCAGUCAUCUUCUUCUUCCUCGCCAUGUUUGCCCUUCGCGAGCUUCGCCUGCUUUACUUCCCAGGCUUUGCCCAGGUGACGGGCUACACACCAGGGGCGACGAAUGUGCUGGUCACCUGCUUCCUGUUCGGCCUGAUGGCGCUUAUGCAUAUUGACCAGCAGCUCUUCGAGCGUCAGCGCACCAGACUGACCCUUCUCAUGCGCAUCAUCAGGACUUUGGCGGUGAGCUGGCACCACGUGAGGUACUACGGCGUUGCCUCCUCGGUUGCGCAAGGCACCUGCCGCCCAGGCUUUCCCUUCUUCUCAGUGCUCGCCAAGAAUGCUCUGCCCUGGGCUGCCAUGAGCAUGUGCGAGGGUAAUUUACUGAGCGCGCAUCUGAUCGGCGAUGCUAUAGCGCUGGCGGCAGCUGCCGCGCAGGCGCCGUGGUUGUGCGGCGACAUGUGCUCCGGGCUGGGCCAAUUUUGCUGCUCCUCAUGGGUCAUCCUGCAGGCGGUGGGGGGACUGCUGCUGCCGACAGCCACAAUGUAUGUGCUGGAGCGACGCGUACGCGUGGCGUUCCUGCAUUCUCUUUAUGCCCCUGGCGGCAAGGCCGCUCCCGCCAAAAAAGAGGGCUUCGAGCACCUGCCUUUGGGCUCCAACAGCCUCGAUGUGGGGCCUAGCAGAUGA
Messenger RNA from Coccomyxa subellipsoidea C-169, 2490 nucleotides. RefSeq lists its product as hypothetical. The transcript has 9 exons. Lineage: Eukaryota; Viridiplantae; Chlorophyta; Trebouxiophyceae; Coccomyxaceae. The coding region runs from base 1 to 2490 and encodes 829 amino acids. The record is from RefSeq and is a predicted model, not a curated record. Gene Ontology annotation, biological process: cyclic nucleotide biosynthetic process; intracellular signal transduction.